AAAUUCUAGAUUUGAAAUCAGUGAAUACCAGUCUUUUUAAUUGGAUUACUUUUUUCCGUAAAGUAUAAAGAAAAUGCAAUCAAAGGACCUGGUUAUAUUUUUGUUUUUGGUUACGAUGGCAAUGGCGAACCCAACGAAAAUUCAGGAUCACCCAAAAAAUUUGGAACAAAUUGUGUCGAAUCUGACAGAGGAAAUGGAUCACCUUAAUCAGCAAGAGUCUAUUGAAAUUUACGGAAAUAUGAUUUGUCUAGAAAAAGUCGCGGUGGAAGCUGAAGAUCUUGCAGAAGUGCAUGCUGAAAAAGACCCACUAGUGAGAAGGAUUGACGAAUUUCUCAGAAGCAGAAAAAUCCAAAUUAAACUCCCGAAUGACGGAUCACCUGCUGAUUUCUUUGGAAGAGCACUUGGAAAGAGUAAUAUUGAAUUUGAACUUAGAGGACUUACUCAUGGUGCAUCAGAAGCGAGGACAAAGCUGAAGAGGAUCAUCCUGCCACUUCUCCUGGCUCUGAAGCUGAAGGCCCUUAUCGUUUUACCUAUAGUAAUUACAAUAAUUGGACUUAUUGGUAUCAAAGGCCUGGGUGCCGGGCUAAUGGCCCUUUUGUUAUCAGGCGCAGUUGCUUUGAAAGCACUUCUCACUCCACCACCUCCUCUAUCUGCAAGGGUCAGUUACGGAAUUGUGAAGCCACAUGACAUCCACCAUGAUCACUGGCAUAGAUCACAGGAAGAGAUCAACCAACCGUACAGAGGCUGGUCACCUGAUUAUCCCAUCGAUCAGUAUCCUUACCAGGAAAUUCCCUAAAAGGGAGGCUAAUAUUUAUGAUAACUUUAUUCAAUCAUUCGAUCGCAACUAUUUAUUCCCUGAUAUGCCAUUUAAUAAAUUAUUAUUCUUUUUUGAUAAA
Messenger RNA from Belonocnema kinseyi, 896 nucleotides. RefSeq lists its product as uncharacterized. The record is from RefSeq and is a predicted model, not a curated record. The transcript has 2 exons. Lineage: Eukaryota; Metazoa; Arthropoda; Insecta; Hymenoptera; Cynipidae. The coding region runs from base 74 to 796 and encodes 240 amino acids.